Messenger RNA from Solea solea (common sole), 3948 nucleotides. Its product is annotated as protocadherin alpha-8-like. The coding region runs from base 874 to 3297 and encodes 807 amino acids. The transcript has a single exon. NCBI's taxonomy places the organism in Eukaryota, Metazoa, Chordata, Actinopteri, Pleuronectiformes, Soleidae. Gene Ontology annotation, biological process: homophilic cell-cell adhesion. Gene Ontology annotation, cellular component: plasma membrane. The record is from RefSeq and is a predicted model, not a curated record. Gene Ontology annotation, molecular function: calcium ion binding.
UUCAUACCAAACGUUUGUUUUCAUGUCUGAAUGUCAUAUAUCGUAGUCAAUGUGAAUCACCACAUAGGCUAUGGUGGCUAUUUGUUUUAAAACCCGUGACAUAUGGAUUAAAGCGAAAUGACGAACAUCACACUUAAUACCACUACAACACAACGACUGCAACAAUCAAUCAUUUAAAAUGGAUAACAGACGUGCUUAAUUGACCGGAUUACUGAAAAAACAGGGGGGAUAUCCCGCAGUCGGAUUUGGGUGCUUUCCAUGGUGCUGAAAAUGUAUAGGCGUAUUUUGUCUUUGACUCCAUGCUGUACUCUGAAAACCCUAACUUGGCAUGAUUGCAUAAAUCUUUCAAUGUAGCUUUAGAUGUAUAUUAUCAAUUGCCCAUGCUUUGUUUUGUUUUUUGUAUGUGUGGCUUUAUUCGGCAAAAAUCAAUUGUUGUAUUUAAUGCUGAACCGGUUUUGACUGAAUUAUCUCUCAAUAGUGGCAAUGCCUUGAAUCAUUAUCAUCAUUAUUUUCGCUUUGCUUUACAUCACUUGUAUACACUUUCCUUUUCUGUAGUAAAAAUCAAAUUUUUUUACUCUUUGAACAAAUAUGUUAUGCGCACAUGACGGAUUUAGAACGUUAAGCUACAACCAGUGUUUCCAUGUGAGAUCAUGAGGUGCUGUUAACAUUUGGAGCAACGUUCAUGUCUAUGUUUUACCACGUGGGGUCGCAAAUGACCACAAGUUUUUUUUUGUGAGCUCGUUGUUUUCAGUCUCCUCCUUCCCUUGUGACGCGCAGCAGAUUGCGAGUGCUUUGUGGUGCGAUAGCGAUGAAAAGCAGAAGACUGGAGUGGAUAGGAAUAACAAUGCUGGCCGAUCGAGUCGCGUUUUGUGGAUGAAUACAAUUCGGACGGCGACUUGGUCUUUAAAAGCUGUGAUGGGCAUCAAGAGGAGUAACGAGAUCCUCCGUUGGCUGUUGCUUCUGUUUUUAUCUGACUGGUCUGUGGCUCAGAUAUCAUACUCUGUUUCCGAGGAGGUGGACAAAGGAACUGUGGUGGGGAAUGUGGCUAAGGAUUUAAACGUCAACGUUCGGGACUUGCAAACAAGGAAUCUGAAUAUCGUGUCUGGAUACAGUAAGAAAUAUUUCGAGGCAAAUGUUAAGACGGGGGAUAUUUAUGUUAACGAGAGAAUAGACCGCGAGGAGCUCUGUCCAAACGCAAUCAAAUGCACACUAAACUUCGAGGCCAUUCUGAGCAAUCCUAUGAUACUCCACCGAAUUGAGGUGGUCGUUGUUGAUUUAAAUGAUAACGCACCAACAUUUGUCGAGAAGUCACAUACAAUUAACAUAUACGAAUCUUCACAAACGGGCGAGCACUUUUUGCUUCCUCUGGCUCUUGAUGCAGAUACAGGCAGCAAUUCAGUAAAAACAUACAGGCUAAGUCCGAAUGAAUACUUCUCCUUAGACGUACAGAGCAGUGGAGAACACAGUGUGUCUGCUGAAUUGGUCGUGGCAAAAGCUUUGGAUAGAGAAAAACAAGAUGUUGUUAAACUAACACUGAUCGCUGUAGACGGAGGCAAACCUCCCAAAAGCGGAUCUGUACAGAUACAUGUAAAUGUUUUAGACGUCAAUGACAACACGCCAUCCUUUAGUAAAACGCUUUACAAGGCACGAAUUAAAGAAAAUUCUCCAGUUGGCUCAUCGGUAAUUCAUCUUAAUGCCACAGACUUAGACGAGGGGGAAAACGGGAGGGUCGUUUACUCCUUUGUGAAGCGUGCAAACUUCAAUCCUGCAGAUGUGUUUUCCAUGAAUGUAGAAACAGGCGAGAUAACAGUGAAGAGCAAUUUGGAUUACGAAGUACAGUCCGCUUAUGAAAUCCACGUUCAAGCGACAGACAGGGGUCUCUCGCCACGGAGGGCAAAUGGGAAGCUGCUGGUGGAGGUAGUUGAUGUGAACGAUAAUGCCCCAGAAAUUGUUGUGACGUCACUCAUGAACCCAGUGAAAGAAGAUGCUGACAUAGGAAACGUUGUUGCUUUGGUGACAGUGACUGAUAAAGACGGUGGAAAAAACGGACACACCGAUUGUAAAUUAGUUGGCUCGGCACCAUUUAAGCUAAAACCUAAUUACAAGAAUUACUACUCUUUACUAGUAGGUGGACCGCUUGAUAGAGAAGAAUACUCAUUUUACAACGUCACGAUUAAGGCGACAGAUGAAGGAACUCCGCCAUUAUCCACCAGCAGCGUCAUUACAGUUCAGAUUUCUGACGUUAAUGACAACGCACCUCGUUUUCUUGAACCAUUUAUUAACAUGUACGUAAAAGAAAACAGUCCAGUGGGAACUCGUAUCUAUACAAUAUCUGCAGUCGACCCUGACAUUAAUGAAAACGCAAGAGUGGCAUAUUCAUUUUAUAGUGAUUCAAAAAGCAUUACUGUAUCUUCUGUGGUAAACAUAAACUCAGAGACUGGAGAUAUAUUCAGUUUGCAGUCGUUUAACUAUGAGGAGUUAAAAACGUUUCAGUUCAAAGUUCAGGCCACAGACUCUGGUGUUCCUCCGCUCAGCAGCAAUGUGACAGUGAACGUUUUUAUCCUGGAUGAAAAUGACAACAAUCCCGUGGUUCUUGCGCCCUAUUCUGAGCACGGCUCCGUUAACAGUGAGAGCAUCCCCUAUAAUGUUGAAGCGGGACACAUUGUGGCAAAGAUCAGGGCUGUAGACGCAGACUCUGGGUACAACGCGCUGCUUUCUUAUCAACUCUCUGAGCCAAAAGGAAACAACCUCUUCCGGAUCGGAACCAGCACCGGGGAAAUCAAGACUAAGAGGAGAAUGAGUGACAAUGAUCUGAAAUCUCACCCCUUGGUGGUGCUGGUUUCUGAUAACGGAGAACCCUCCCUGUCAGCUACUGUGUCUAUAGAGGUGAUGGUGGUUGAAAACUCAGCUGACAUCCAGACUCAGUUCAGACAUGUGCCCAUAAAGGACGAGAGCUUCACUGAUUUAAACCUAUAUCUGCUGAUCGCCAUUGUAUCGGUGUCAGCCAUCUUUCUGCUCAGCCUCAUCAGUUUAAUAGCUGUCAAAUGCCACAGGACAGACAGCAGUUUCAGCAGGUACAGCGCCCCCAUGAUCACCACCCAUCCAGACGGGAGCUGGUCUUACUCUAAAGCUACUCAGCAGUAUGACGUCUGUUUCAGCUCAGACACGCUCAAGAGUGACGUAGUGGUUUUCCCCGCACCAUAUCCACCUGUAGAUGCGGAGCUGAUCAGUAUUAACGGAGGAGACACGUUUACCAGGACUCAGACUUUACCUAACAAAGAGACGGUGAGUUACUGAUUACUAAAAUGUGGAUGUACGUGAAAUUAAGAUGUGGGGAAACAGCUCAGGGACAUAUUCAGAAUCUGUAGACAUUUGGUUGAUUAUCGUAUAUUUAUGAGUAUAUGUUAACGCAGUCCAGAUUUGUUUUCCUCAAUUGCCUGAAAGUUUUCGGUACAGAACAGAUAUUGUGGCAUGAUGAUAAUGAAUGAAUCAAUUCUGACAAUUUAAGCACCUAAGUCGUUGAUACUUUGAGAGUUACCCCACUGACCAGCUGCGACGCUGUCCAUGGUGCUGAGUGCUGAACUCCUAAGUGGGACUGCUUGACUUACAUAAUUAAGUUCUUACUAGCAGAUUAUGUUGAUUUUGUAACGUGUUUUCCCUGACAACACAUGUUACAUACAUUGUAUUUAUACACCAUUUCCACAAAAUAAAAAUUUUACAGUGCUUUGCCCGACUGCACAAACAUAGUUCAGUAUUAAUGUCACUGUACACUACCACGAAAGAAACAGAUGAUGUCGCUGGAGACCAUAAUAUCUGUGUUGCCCAUGUUUCUCCCAAGACCCCUCCUUUGUGUUUGAAGCAGUAUAGUCCAUUGGUGCUUUGUCAGAAACAGAAAUAGCCACAAAACAGAAGGGGCUUCGUCUGCGAUUCACAAUAAGUGUGGAAUUG